AUGCCAACACUGUUUGGCUUCGAGGCGUUGACGCCUUCGGCGGUUGUUUUGGCUACUUUGUCCAUCGUUGUGCUGUACUAUGGGGUGCAGUGCGUUUACCUGCUCUUCUUCCAUCCGCUGGCAAAGUACCCAGGCCCCAAACUGGCCGCCAUAUCCGAGCUUUGGUACGCAUGGGGGUUGACAAGUGAUCGCUUGCCCUUCAUCGUUCAUGAUCUGCACCUCAAAUAUGGCGAUGUCGUGCGCAUCGGUCCCAACGAGGUAUCCUUCGCGACCUCGCAGGCAUUCCAAGAUAUCCAUGGCCAUGUGUCCAAGGGCAAAGGCCGCUUCCUGAAAACAGACUUCUACGACAACGAUGAUCCCAAUCCUCGUAUCACUACCGCGCGGGACCCGGAGGUCCACGCUCGCCAACGCAAGGCACUUUCACACGGGUUCAGCGCAAAGUCGCUGCGCGAUCAGGAAGAUGUUGUUCAUAAAUACGUCGACAUGUUCGUUGAACAGCUUGCCAAUAUCGGUGAACAUGGAGAAAAGGCCUUGAACAUGUCCGAUGUGUUCAACUGGUUGACGUUUGACAUCAUUGGCGAUCUGGCCUUCGGAGAGCCAUUUGGUGCCGUCGAAGAUGGACGCACGCAUUUCUGGGUGUCCCUCCUCUUUGGAUCUCUCAUCAUGGCUCAGAUGACAACGCUACGAAGGAAGCUUCCUAUCCUGAAUCUUGUGCUUCCAUAUGUCCUGCCAAAGGGUGCAGCCGAGGAUCUCAAAAGACACAGGGCACUGACGAGGGAGAAGACCCUGAGGCGCAUAGCACUCGGCGACACUGGACGUGACGACUUCUUCUCGCACAUGCUGAAGAAGAACACAAUGCCAGAAGGAGAGAUGAUCGGCCAGUCUCACACUCUGAUCUUGGCCGGGUCUGAAACGACCGCCACGUUUCUAUCCGCAGUUACUUGGCACCUACUCAAGAAUCUGGAGUGCAUGAAGAAGCUCCAGGAGGAGGUUCGCGGGGCAUUCACGUCCCAGGAGCAGAUUACUGGAGACUCCACGGCGGGUCUGCAAUAUCUCCAUGGUGUCCAAGAGGAAGGCCUACGGAUCUUUCCACCUGUCCCAUUGAACUUGCCUCGAUACUCCCCGGGCGCCUCCGUCGAUGGUCAUUACAUCCCCGAAGGACUGACGGUCUCGGUCAACUCCCUUACCGUGACGCGCGAUCCCCGUUAUUUUGAAGACCCCGACGCUUUCCGGCCGGAGCGCUGGAUCGAUGAGGAGUUUCACGACGAGAAAAAGGCAAGCCAGCCAUUUUCGGCCGGGUCGCGCGUCUGUCUGGGCAUUAACCUAGCGUAUCUCGAGAUGAGGAUCAUCUUGGCCAAGUUGGUUUGGGCAUUCGACUGGGAGCUGGCCGAGGAGCUCGACGAUUGGCUGCAUUCCAACAAGAUGCGUAUCUUGUGGAAGAAACCCGAUCUCUGGGUCAAGUACCACCCUCGCACUGCUGCUUAG
Messenger RNA from Anthostomella pinea, 1485 nucleotides. Lineage: Eukaryota; Fungi; Ascomycota; Sordariomycetes; Xylariales; Xylariaceae. The record is from the annotation of a GenBank genome assembly.